AUGACAACCUUUGGUCGAAAAAAGAACAGAGAUGCAAUCCGCAAGGCAUGGAUGCCGACAGAAGCCUUAUCUGAACACGCUGCUGCCUUAUCUGCAGGUGCAUCUAUAAAAAACCUCGCAGAACAGAAAGGCAUCAUUGUGAGAUUUGUAAUAGGAAGAAGUGCAAACCGUGGAGACAGUUUGGACAAAGAGAUUGAAAGAGAAAAUAGUCAGACCAAUGACUUCAUCAUUCUUGACGAUCAAGUGGAGGCAGUUGAAGAGAGUGCAAAAAAGACAAAGUCGUUCUUCAUUUAUGCUGUGGACAACUGGGAUGCUGAAUUUUAUGCUAAGGUCAAUGAUGAUGUCUAUGUUAAUCUUGAUGCCUUUGGAGGAGUGUUAACUUCUCAUUUGGAUAAACCCCGUGUAUAUAUUGGUUGUAUGAAAUCGGGCGAAGUUUUCUCCGAACCGACACAUAAAUGGUAUGAGCCAGACUGGUGGAAAUUUGGCGAUGGAAAAUCGUACUUUCAACAUGCUUCAGGUGAUGUCUAUGUCAUUUCAAAAGCAUUGGCUCAGUUUAUUUCAAUAAACAGAUUUAUUCUCCGUACAUAUGCACAUGAUGAUGUAAGCACCGGAUCAUGGUUUAUCGGGCUGGACGUGAUGUACCUUGAUGAAAAUAAGUUUUGCUGCUCAUCCUGGUCCACAGGGUCAAUUUGUGCAGCAGUAUGA
Messenger RNA from Vicia faba (fava bean), 705 nucleotides. The record is from the annotation of a GenBank genome assembly. NCBI's taxonomy places the organism in Eukaryota, Viridiplantae, Streptophyta, Magnoliopsida, Fabales, Fabaceae.